Molecule: messenger RNA, 1035 nt
Organism: Hydractinia symbiolongicarpus
Lineage: Eukaryota; Metazoa; Cnidaria; Hydrozoa; Anthoathecata; Hydractiniidae
Product: vacuolar protein sorting-associated protein 72 homolog
Exons: 4
Coding region: 46-960 (304 amino acids)
Biological process (GO): regulation of DNA-templated transcription; chromatin remodeling
Cellular component (GO): nucleus
Molecular function (GO): ATP-dependent H2AZ histone chaperone activity
Source: RefSeq, a predicted model, not a curated record
UAUGAAUGUGAGAAUCUGAUUUCAGGAAAUAUAAAUACUUUUACUAUGGCUACAGACAGACCAAAACGAAGUAAUGCUGGUAGUCGCAUGCAAAAGUUAAUUGAAGAACAAGAGGAUGAGGAGGAUGAUUUUUAUAAAACCACAUAUGGGGGUUUUAAUGAAGAAGAAGAUGAUAACGAUUACGAAGAAGAAGAAAUAGAAGAAGAUGUUUGUGAUUCAGAUUUUAGUAUGUCAGAAAAGGAGGACGAAGUUGAAAAUGAAGAGGAAGAAAAAACAAAACGAAAACCGAAAAAGAAAAAACUUGUUAAAGUGUCAGGAGAUGCACCUGACAAACCAAGAAAACCUGCUGUAAAGAGAGUGUAUGAACCAGUCCAACCUCGUGAUAAAAAUGAACGAAUGCGAGCUAGUACACUUAUGAAGGCUGAGUUACUUUCAAAGAAAAACGCACAACAAGUACUAAAAAGACAUCCAAAAAUGCCACAGUUAAGGCGGCUGACUCAAGAGGAACUCUUAGCUGAAGCAGCUGUAACACAGGAACAAAAUUUAGCUUCCCUCGCACAAUUCCUGAAGUUAGAAGAAGAGAAGAAAAACAGUAAAAUGACUAAGAUACGAUUCCAAGGACCUACCAUUCGUUUUCAAUCCUUGCGCAUGCCGUUGAUAUCUUCUCAAGAUGGUGAAGCUGAGGAAGAGUACUGCACGCGAAAUUUUCUAGAAUUUACAGAUUCGCAAAACUUUCCUAAAAAUUACUUUCCAUCACGUAAAACAAAAUACCCAGAAAAAGCCAUAUGUGUUGUAACUGGACAUCCUGCAAAAUAUAGGGAUCCACAAACAAAUUUACCGUAUGCAUCUAUAGAAGCAUUUAGAUACAUUCGUCAACAUCGUAAGCGAAUAAAGGAUGAGCUGCUCUUGAAGAAUGAAGCAUUGCGAAGAAAAAAGAGAAAAGUUGACACUAUUUCUUAAAUUAUAUAUUAUUAUUAAAAACGUUGUAAAUUAUUCUGUGAAUAACUUCAAGUAAAGAAUGUAUAGAAUUCAAAA